Molecule: messenger RNA, 2559 nt
Organism: Scatophagus argus
Lineage: Eukaryota; Metazoa; Chordata; Actinopteri; Scatophagidae
Product: cholesterol 24-hydroxylase-like
Exons: 15
Coding region: 126-1649 (507 amino acids)
Biological process (GO): cholesterol catabolic process
Molecular function (GO): iron ion binding; cholesterol 24-hydroxylase activity; heme binding
Source: RefSeq, a predicted model, not a curated record
GCGUUUAACAUUGCGGAGACGUUGACGUGCUUAGUGUAUCGCACCACGUAACUUGAUCUUUGAUUUUAUUGUGUGUAGCUAACCCACGAUACAGCGUUUAUCUUAUCCAACAGGAUUUUCGCGAAAUGGCGUUUUUUUACGCGAUUUUGAGCUGGACUGCUCAAGCGCUGAUGUUUAUGCUGUUUCUACUUUUCUUGGCGCUUCUGGGUUACUGCCUAUAUAUUAAACACAUUCAUAUGAAAUAUGACCACAUACCUGGGCCACCGAGAGACAGUUUUCUCUUUGGACAUUCACCCACGUUUCUGAGGAUGAUGAAAAAUGGCGAAGUUAUACACGACAAAAUUCUGGAAUGGGCCGAGAUUUAUGGACCAGUUUAUAGGAUCAAUGGUCUGCAUUAUGCUUUAAUCUGUGUGACCUGCCCAGAGGCAACCAAGGAAAUCCUGAUGUCUCCAAAGUACCCCAAAGAUCAAUUCCUCCACAGUAGACUCUUCACACUGUUUGGUCAAAGGUUCCUAGGUAAUGGCCUGGUAACGGUAACGGACCAUGAGCUGUGGUAUAAACAGCGCCGGAUUAUGGACCCUGCGUUCAGCAGCUUGUAUUUGAGAGGUCUUAUGGGCAUCUUCAAUGAGAAGGCAGAGACACUGAUGGAUAAACUUACGGAUUUGGCAGAUACCAAAACAGAGGCCAAGAUGCUCCACCUAGUCAACUGUGUUACGCUGGAUGUUAUUGCUAAGGCUGCAUUUGGUGUGGAUUUAGACCUGCUGAAAAAUAGUUCACCUUUCCCUGAAGCCAUUGAGUUAUGUCUGAAAGGGAUGUUGCACCAUAUCAGAGACAUCUUAUAUGAGUACAAUCCAAAGAACAGAUCAUUCAUUAAUGAAGUGAGGGAAGCUUGCCUCCUGCUACGCACAACUGGAGCUAAGUGGAUUAAUGACAGAAAGACUGCCAUGCAAAAAGGCGAUGACGUUCCCAAGGACAUCCUUACGCAGAUCAUCAAAGCUGCAGGCAAAGAGGAAAGUUUGACUCAAGAAGAUGAAGAGUUCAUGUUGGACAAUUUUGUGACAUUUUUCAUUGCGGGACAGGAAACUACAGCUAAUCAACUGGCUUUUUGCAUCAUGGAGCUUGCAAAACACCCAGACAUAUUGGAGAAAGUGAAGAAAGAGGUAGAUGAUGUCAUUGGGAUGAAACAGGACAUCAGCUAUGACGAUCUGGGACAGCUGGUCUACCUCUCACAGGUGCUAAAAGAGACUCUGAGGAUUUUCCCUACAGCUCCAGGCACAUCUCGCACUUUACUGGAAGACAUGGUCAUCGAUGGUAUCCACAUACCCAGAGGCGCCAUAUCUUUUUUCAGCUCCUAUGUGACUGGGAGACUGAAUAAAUUCUUCAAGGACCCAUUGACAUUUGAUCCAGACAGAUUCCACCCAGAUGCUCCUAAGCCUUAUUACUGCUACUACCCCUUCUCCCUCGGUCCACGCUCGUGCCUGGGACAGAACUUUGCUCAGAUGGAGGCUAAAGUGGUGAUGGCCAAACUGCUCCAGAGGUUUGACUUCACCCUGGUGCCGGGACAGACGUUUGACAUCCUGGACACUGGCACACUCAGGCCGAAGAGUGGGGUGCUGUGCACUGUCACGCACAGGAAUCACAAGAAAUAAGUGGUCAUACAGUACCAUAAGCAUAAUCAAGCUCUGUAAUCCUGCCCCAGCAAAAUGUCUGUUAUUUUACUGCUUUUUGCGGUUAAUUGUUUAACCUUAGUAAAGACAAUGGAAUCUGAUACUUGUUGUAAUGAUAUGCACAGUAUAUUCAAACUACGUUAAGAUGAUAAUGCGGGUAUGGGGAAACUUGGUAGGUUGCAGUAUCAUCAGCCAUUUAAUCUCACUUGUUCUUUCAGUUUAGUCUUUAAUCUUGUUGUAACUAACUUUGCCUUUUGUGCCUGUAACACUCAUAUUAAAAUGCUGAUUUUACCAUCUUUACACAAUAGAAAAUAAUUACAACACAACCACAUUAUAUCCACAUUAUUUUACUGAUGCAGAAAUUGUUUCUCUUGCACUGAAAUUAAUUACGACAAUCUGAUUUUAUUUCAUGCUCAUUUUGCUGUGCAGUGAUUGUUUUUUUUUUUUCUGUUCCCAUCUGGUUGUGGUUUUUGACCGUUACUCACAGAGAACCACAGGGGGGCGCUGCGACUUUGCAAAGAAAUGUCAAAAGCACCUGUUAAACCACAAUCUCAAAAAUGAAUACUAAAAAGUUGUCAUUCUUUUAAGCUUCAUUUCAAGAAUUUUCAUAUUUUUGUGUUUACCAUAAGGUUUUAAAGUGGUGACUCGCUAUGUAGUCAAAACCUGACAUCCUUAUACUGGGGGUUAAACAACAAACAAUGAGUAAUUAGGCCAAUAAUUUAUACAGUGCUUUUUACUUGAUGACCAAAAAUAAUCAGCUGUCUUUAAUUAAUAAAAGUCAAACAGUUGACAAAUUGAAAAAUAUUAAAUAAAGCUGGAAAUACCACUCAAAACUUUUAAAUAUAUAUAUAUGAUCAUUCAUGUAAUAAUAAAAAUAUUGGUUAAAAAACAA